Rubroshorea leprosula is the source of this 5601-nucleotide messenger RNA. The record is from the annotation of a GenBank genome assembly. Lineage: Eukaryota; Viridiplantae; Streptophyta; Magnoliopsida; Malvales; Dipterocarpaceae.
GGAUACCACGUCAGUGGUAUCCAGUACCAAUAAAAAUACAACACGUCACUCUACAUUAACGUUGCUAAUUCAUCAUACAACGGAGAUAGCAUUUAACGGAAAAUUGAAACCUCCGUUAAGGUUGUCGACAAAAUCGCCGGCUAAGUUCCGCUUAAAUUCAGUAACAUAUCUUGAAUUUCAUAUGCAAGCUUUCUAAAAUUUGUCAAGCAACUUGAAAAUGUGUAGAAUGGAAAGUUUAAAACCUGGGAAAGAAAGAAAAUUCAUGAGAAAUUGAAGGAGAUCCAAGAAAGGAACUCAAAAGGAGAGCCCGAUCAGAGAGGAAGAGGGGAAUCUGAGAGAAAUUAAAGAGAUUUUCUUUUCUAAAUUGAAAAUUUUGAGAGGCUAAAUUGAAAAAACCUGGGAUGUUUUUCUGAUGCCUUUCAUCAAAAUGGGUAAGAAUAAUUUUACCUUAUAGUUGGCGAGAAGACUUUCCAGUUUUUUUGAGAAAUAACGAGAUUGUUGCAUUACAAAGACCGCCAAACGGCAUCUACAAAGAUAAUAAACAAUAAAAUUACAUCUGGAACGAAAGGAUCAGAGCAGACCUAUACACAGAGGCCGAAGGGAGGUGCACUUGACACUCGAACAACCACUAAGGACCCGGUGAGACCACGGCCUUUGGUCGAGCGAUCCAAACGGGACACCCUUCAAUCUACCCUUGGAGAAGUUGCGCCAGGCUAGAGAAUGCCGGGGCGGGAAACCGAGCGGCGGCGGCGAUCACCCGGAAGCAGCAGCGGGCCGCGAUGGACGCCAGAUCUGGAACUCCCGCGAGCGCCGCCACAGAUCAGCCGGAAGAGGGGAGGGCGCCGGAUCUGUACAAACACAACCAAGAAACAGCAAAACAACCAAGCAAACCCACCCAAAAACAGAAAAAGAAACUGAAAAAGCAAAAGCCACCAGAGGGGCCAACAAAACCAGAGGGGCCAACAAAACCGACAGGCCUCGAGGGCCAUCGGAGCACGGAGCACAGGGGCUCCACCAUGCUUGAGCAGCCGGGGGGCCCGACGGCUCAAGCAUCAAAACGCGGAAGCCCGAAGGCUUCCGAUCAAAACAGAGGGUCGCCGAUAAGGGAGGUCAGGAGCAGGGAGAAGAAAGGGGAAAGCGUUUCUCUCUUCCAAACUACUGAACCAAACAUGGCUGCUGAUCUGAUCCUCGGUUCUGUUUUGGAUGUCACCUUAUACAAGGUGAUUUCAGCUGUUAACGAGCAGCUCGACUUACCUGUCGGAUUCAAGAAGGAGCUGAGGAGGUUUGAUCGCAAGCUGAAAAUGAUCCAGGGUGUGUUGCAGGAUGCAGAGCAGAAGGGAAUGGUAGGCGACCCUGCUCUGAAGUCUUGGCUUGAAGGGCUUCGGAGUCAAGCUGAAGAGGCUGACGAUAUGAUGGAUGAAAUUGCAUAUGAAAAUCUGCGGUGCAAGGUAGCUCAAAUGUGGGAAAAGGUCAGCUACUUCUUUACUCUUUCCAAUCCUUUAGCUUUUCGCCUUAAGAUGGCGAACAGGAUUAAGAGUUUAAAUUCAGAACUAGCUGGCCUUUAUGAGACAGCCAAUGGGUUAGGGCUGCAAAAUAGAUUAACAAACAAGCAUCCUGAACAUAUAGAAAUCCAACCAACAGAUUCCUCUGAUCCAUCAAAAAUGGUAGGAAGAGAAAAUAAGGUCCUAGAAGUUGUUCAAUCAUUGAUUAACUCAAGUAAUGAUCAACCUUUCCUUGUUGUAUCCAUAGUGGGUAUGGGAGGCAUAGGCAAAACUACUGUGGCCAAACUAGUGUGUAACAAUGAGCAAAUACGGAGUCAUUUUUCCAAAAUAAUGUGGAUUUGCGUUUCUGAAAAUUUUAAUUUGAAGCAAAUUUUAGUAGAAAUGUUGCAAGCUUUUGAUGAAAAUGUUUCUGUGGAUGUAAAUCAAGAUAUUGUAGUCCGGAAACUACAGGAAAAUCUGAGGGAGGAAAAUUAUCUCCUCAUAUUAGAUGAUGUAUGGAAUGAAGAUCGACAAAAAUGGGAAUUCUUCAGGAGCUGUUUGUCAGGAAUAUGUAAAAAUGUUGGGAGUAGGGUUCUUAUCACAACUCGAAGUGAAAAAGUAGCUUCCACAAUGGAAACACUUUCUGAGCACAUGCAUCAUCUUGAGAAACUAACCAAUGAGGAUUGCUGGUCUAUAAUCAAGCAGAGAGCAUUUGGCAACUCGUCAUUCCCUUCAGAAUUGGAGGGGAUUGGCAGGGAUAUUGCUAGUAAGUGUGGAGGUUUAGCAUUAGUUGCAAAUAUUAUUGGGGGGAGUUUGUGGAAUAAUAGGAAGAAGGAUGACUGGUUGUCAAUUAAAGAUAAUAAUGUAUGGCGUUCAAUGGAAGAAGCUGAGGUUGUUCUACGAGUGUUGCAGUUGAGUUUCAAUCGCUUGCCAAUACCUGCUUUGAAGCAAUGUUUUGCUUUCUGUUCUAUUUUCCCUAAAGAUCUUGUCAUGAAAAAGGAGAUGUUAAUCCAGCUCUGGAUGGCUGAAGGAUUUCUUCAGCCAUUUAGUGAAACACACGUGGAGAUGGAGGAUGUUGGUGAUAAGUAUUUCAAUGCAUUGUCAUCAAAUUCUUUAUUUCAAGAUGUUAAAAGAGAUCCUUAUGGGAGCAUUAUUACUUGCAAAAUGCAUGAUUUAAUUCAUGAUCUUGCACAAUCUGUUUCAAAGUCCCAAACUUUGAUUUUGGAAGAUGGUAGCCGAAGAAAUAUUCCUGCAAACAUUCAACAUUUGAAUGUCAUUUCUGAUAAGGAUACGACGACAACAACAAAAUUAGGGGAUGCCCCUAAAAAAUUGCACACUUUGUUUUCACAAAUUGAUGUCUUUCACAGUAUGUCAACGAACUUGAGAAAGGUGCGGGUUCUCAGUUUCUGUGGAGCUGAUAUUGAUGAGUUGCCAGCUUUUUUGGGGAAAAUGAAGCAUUUAAGGUUCUUGGAUGUUUCAGAAACUAAAAUCAAAGAACUUCCCAAGUUCAUCACUAAGCUCUAUCAUUUGCAAACAUUUAGAUUUAUGUAUUGCUACAGAAUUGAAAGGCCUUUGGAAGGAAUAUGGGAUUUACUCAAUUUGAGACACAUUUGUUUCAGUGAUGAAAAGCUUAUGCCAGCAGGGAUUGGUAGACUGACUUGUCUGAAAACAUUACAAUUAUUUGUUGUGGGCCAACAGAAGGGACAUCAAAUUGGAGAAUUGAGAUGGUUAAGCCAACUCAGGGGAAAAUUAAAGAUUUGUAAGUUGGAUAUGGUUAGAGACAAAGAAGAAGCCAUGGGAGCAAGACUUUCUGAAAAGGAUGCAAUUCAGGAGUUGCAAUUGGUGUUUGGUGAGAAAUCCAGUGGUAGUGAAGAUAGAUGCACACAAGAUGAAGACAUCUUGGAAGGCCUCCAACCUCAUUCAAAUUUGAAAGGCCUAACUAUUGAAUGCUACUGUGGUAAAAGCUGUCCUUCAUGGAUGUUAGAAACAAAAAAUUUUCUCAAAAAUCUGAUGUUCAUGACCUUUUCUGCAUGUCCCUGGUUGGAAAGCAUUCCAUCAUUGUCACUCAGCAAGGAAGCAAAGGUGGAAAUUAAUUGUUGCAAGAAUUUGAAAAGCAUUGCAGAUUCGUCCCUUCAGAAACUCAUCAUUAAGAAAUGUGAAGAACUGGUUGGGAUAGAGGUUGGACCAGUUGCCAUGAAGUCUCUCAAAGAAGUACACAUAGAGAGUUGUGGUAAAUUGGUAAAUCUACCAAUGAUUAGUAAAUUACAAUCUCUUGAGGUACUUGAACUUCAACAACUCAAGGAAUUGAAGAUGACUGGAGAUGAUGCUCAAUUUAACUCCACGUGUCUACAACAGUUAAAAAUUCAGGAUUGUGAUAGCCUGAUGUCCAUGCCCAGUGGAGAUGGGCUGUCCUCUCUUCAGAAAAUUGAAAUAUGGGGGUGUGGGCAAUUGAAAAGCAUAGUAGAGGAUUUAUCUACUGCCACGUGUCUCAAAGAGUUGACUGUAGAGAUGUGCAAUGGUUUGAUGUCCUUUCCGAACCUCCAUGGGCUGUCCUCUCUUCAAAAAAUUGAAAUAUUCAGGUGUGGGCAAUUGAAAAGCAUAGGAGAGGAUUUAUCUACUGCCACGUGUCUCAAAGAGUUGACUAUAAUAGGGUGCGAUGGUUUGAUGUCCUUUCCAAACCUCCAUGGGCUGUCCUCUCUUCAAAGAAUUGAAAUAGGCGGGUGUGGGCAAUUGAAAAGCAUAGGAGAGGAUUUAUCUACUGCCACGUGUCUCAAAGAGUUGAUUGUAAAGGAGUGCAAUGGUUUGAUGUCCUUUCCAAACCUCCAUGGGCUGUCCUCUCUUCAAAAAAUUGAUAUAAGCAGUUGUGGGCAAUUGAAAAGCAUAGGAGAGGAUUUAUCUACUGCCACGUGUCUCAAAGAGUUGACUGUAUGGGAGUGCAAUGGAGAGGAUUUAUCUACUGCCACGUGUCUCAAAGAGUUGACUGUAUGGGAGUGCAAUGGUUUGAUGUCCUUUCCGAACCUCCAUGGGCUUUCAUCUCUUCAGACUUUAUGGAUAAGGGGUUGUCGUGGAUUAAGAAGUUUGCCAAGUGGGUUGCCAUCAUGCACUGCUCUUGAGAAAUUGGCUAUCACCAACUGUCAUAAUCUAAUCUCUAUUCCAGAUGAUUUGAGGAUCAUCCCUAACCCUGCCUGCCUUGCCCGCCUGAAGAACCUGACUAUUGGUGGUUUCUCAACAGAGCUCAAGGAAUUUCCAGAUCUGGGCUUCAUCGGAUCUCAUCUUGAAGGAUUGACUUUGAUUGCAUGGGGAGAACCAAGAGAACGUCUGCUGGAUCAAAUUCAACACCUAACUGCCCUUAAGUCUCUCGAAAUAAGGGAUUCUGAUGGACUGGAAGCUUUGCCAAAUUGGUUUGGAAACUUAUCCUCUCUUCAAACUCUGAGGAUUUCCAACUGCAAAUCUCUGAAACAUAUGAAAGCCAUCCAAUGCCUGUCCGAAUUAAAAGGGCUUUAUAUUGAUGAAUGCCCUGAGUUAAAGGAAAGAUGCGCCAGUGGAAGUGGUUCCGAGUGGGACUACAUCUCUCACAUUCCAUACAUCAAAAUAGACUCCAAAGAGAUCCAACGCAAUGGAGCUCCCAUUGAGAUUCCUAGUCAAUUGCAUCAGGAUGAUGACAGUGAGCAGCAGGUUGAUGAUAAUGAGCAGGAAGAUGAUGAUAGUGUGCAGCAGGUUGAUGAUAAUGAGCAGCAAGAUGAUGACAGUGAGCAGCAGGUUGAUGAUAAUGAGCAGCAAGAUGAUAGUGUGCAGCAGGUUGAUGAUAAUGAGCAGCAAGAUGAUGAUAGUCAGCAAUUACCAGUGCAGCCUACAGGAUUGAGAUGCUUCAUUUGUUGCAGAAACUAAUAAAAUAGGAAGUAAAACAAGAUUCAAAAAUUAAAGGCUAGCAUCAUGGCUUGGGAGCCCAACCCAGACCACAGACUUCAAUGCUGAUUGUGAGGUUGGACUUUAUUUGCCAAAUUAAAACCUAUUAUGCAAUUGGUAUAGAGUAGCAUCAAAGUUUACCACUGAACUCAUUAGUCUUAUUGUACUGGUGUAUCACUUCUUUCUUCUACCAACUUAACUAUGAGGAAGGUUG